GGCUGAGGGUUGACACGUCUGAGUGAGAGAGACUGAGGCUGAGCACCACCACCACCACCACCAACUAGCGGCGACCGGUGACCGGCGACGGAGAUUCCAUACGCUCUUUAUUAAAGAAAUGGUGAUUCCUCCACCAGUUAGACCAGACAGAGUGCUGAAGUAUCUCAAACCUUACGUGCUGAGGAUGCACUUCACAAACAAGUAUGUAAAUGCUCAAGUAGUUCACACACCAACAGCAACAGUGGCUGCUUCUGCAAGCUCACAAGAGAAAGGCUUAAGGCUUGCCAUGGUAGAAUCAAAAGAAAAUACUAGAGACGUUGCUGCUGCAGCAAAAAUAGGUAAGUUGUUGGGAGAGCGGUUGCAGGCUAAAGGAGUUCCCGCCAUAUCUGUUUUCUUUAAGAAAGAACAACGAUACCAUGGAAAGGUCAAAGCAGUUAUCGAUUCAGUCCGAGAAGCAGGCAUAGAAUUGGUUUGAUUGGAUUCCCUUUUCUCUCCCAGGCAAAGGCUUAUUAUGUUUUAUUAAGCUCUACUUGGACAAUUUGCUUGCCUCAGUUCUUGCAAUUUUCAAUGUAUAAGAUGUCACUUCUGACAUUCCCUGUGUUUUGAAGCUUCUAUACCAAGAACAAGGUUCAUAGCAUCCUCCCCCCCGACACGCGACGUAUUUUUCAUAACAAGAGUUGCCUGAUACUUGUGAAUCCUAUUCAUCAUUGGGUAGAAAGUUCAUUUAAAAGCUUCAAAAAUCUGAAUUUGAUUACUUGUACUCCUGGAGCAUUAAAUAAA
Solanum stenotomum is the source of this 780-nucleotide messenger RNA. RefSeq lists its product as uncharacterized. Gene Ontology annotation, biological process: translation. Bases 119 to 475 code for a protein of 118 amino acids. Lineage: Eukaryota; Viridiplantae; Streptophyta; Magnoliopsida; Solanales; Solanaceae. The record is from RefSeq and is a predicted model, not a curated record. The transcript has 2 exons. Gene Ontology annotation, molecular function: 5S rRNA binding; structural constituent of ribosome. Gene Ontology annotation, cellular component: ribosome.